AUGGCGGGGGAGUUUCUCGAGCUCCCAGCCUCACGUCUUUUUGGUACUUCUGUUGCUAUGGGAUUCUCUCAAGCAUCGAGUGAAACCUGUUCAUCGCCAUCUAACUCGUCCAGUGAUACUGCGGCAGACCCACGGUCCUAUUGCACCUGUCCACCACACACAUUAAUUGACGUUGACCUUCCGGCCAAGAAUCGGAAUGCAGGCAUCCUCAAAAGGACCAAUCGCGUUAAAUUCAUUGUGAGCGAGCUCGAGUCUCAGGAGCCCACUGGCGGAGUCCUGGGCGAAUCCCGACUGGACCGCAGGGGCAGAUCGAUGCUCCCCCAACGACCCCCACCCGCUGCUAGCAUUCCAUCCAGCCAGGAAAAGAGACCCUUGGGAACCCAGCAAGGACAUUCAGUGGAGGUCAGGAGCUAUGGCGCGUCAGCGGAUGUCACUGGCCUGUCGAUCUACUACCGGACCAGCUCGCCGGGGACUGUAGGGGACGAUGAGAUCAGUCUUGGUGCGGAUGACAAGGGGCGCGCGAUAUCCUGUGCUCAUGGGCAGACCCAGCGGCUUCUAUCCCUUCUGAGCCGAUCCCCAAAAUCUCCGAAGCCAGUCUCAGGCUCAGGCUUAGGACUAUCGAUUGCUUCUUCUCCCUUUGAGGUGGUGUUUCCGUCUGAUUAUGUAGACGAAAUCCCUUUGAUCAACUUCCCUGACAAGCGACAUCUCGAAGACUCAUCUUUGACUAUAACCGAUGAAGAAGAAGCGGGUGCUUUAGACGGGCGAUCUAUAUCGCACACUACUGAAGCCCAAGUUACCAGGCACCAAAUGUCCCGACCCGACUUCUCCUCGUUUAUAACUCGAGUGCGGCCACCUUCUCCAGGGCCACUUUCUGGUCAGGUUACUCCAUCAGAGAGCCGGGACUCAGAGACCUAUGACGAACGCCCGAGGGGCUCUCGUGCUGGCAUUUUAUCCUCCAUACUCAAGCUAUAUGACCAACAGCAUGGUGGGAAUCGCCAUUCGUACAGCCAGGGCCAGUAUGGUCACUCCAGACAGGGCAGCACCUCUGAAGACAAUGGACAUGACGUCUCCUCAGAUACUGUCUGGAGAUCACACCGGCCCAGGAAGUGGUACGAAAAGUCCCUCAGCCAAUCCACGGCCUCCCUUACUGGCUCGACUAAGAAUACUUCCCCUCAUAAUAUGCUGAAGCGCUCCCGCAGCAGUGGAGCCAUCGGCACUCACGGUAGCGGCGGAACGUGUCGUCGUUGGGCAAAGCCUCAGCUGGAAGACGAGAUUCGCAUCACAGUACAUAUUGCAGAACUUCUUUCACGACAACGGUAUCUAAUCACGCUUUGUCGUGCCCUCAUGAAGUAUGGGGCGCCAACUCAUCGCCUGGAGGAGUAUAUGCGGAUGACCGCGCGCGUCUUGGAAAUUGAUGGGCAGUUUCUAUACAUCCCCGGAUGCAUGAUCAUUUCGUUUGACGAUGCCUCAACACAUACCACAGAAGUGAAAGUUGUGCGGUCUAAUCAAGGCAUCGACCUAGGCAAGCUAGCCGAUGUCCACGAAAUCUACAAGGAAGUAAUCCACGACGUGAUCGGAGUUGAGGAGGCAAUUCAACGACUGAAUGAGAUAAUGAAGAAACGAAGCAAAUUCCACAUCCUAUUUUUGAUAUUUGCCCAUGGGUGCGCAAGCGCAUCUGUCGGGCCUUUUGCUUUCAAUGCACGUCCAAUCGACAUGCCCAUCGCCUUCCUAUUGGGCUGCCUUCUUGGGGUUCUGCAGCUCAUUCUUUAUCCAAAGUCUAGUCUCUACUCCAACGUGUUUGAGAUCUCUGCGGCAGUGCUCACAUCAUUCCUGGCUCGCGCCUUUGGAACCCUUAUCCUACCAGGGUAUACCGUCCUCUGUGCCAGUCUGGAGCUGCAAUCACGCAGUAUUGUCGCCGGCUCUGUACGGAUGGUCUAUGCCAUUAUCUAUUCCUUGUUUCUGGGAUUUGGAAUCACCAUAGGCACUGCUGUCUAUGGACUACUGGACUCCCAGGCUUCAACCGCCUAUACUUGUCCAGCCAGUCCCAUCACUAACGAGUAUCUUCAGCGCUUCCCAUUUGUUUUAAUAUUUACAGCAUGUCUGGCUAUUGUCAAUCAUGCCAAGUGGAAACAAAUUCCUGUGAUGCUGGCUAUCUCCCUUGCAGGAUAUGCGGUCAGCUAUAUUAGCUCGAAGCGCUUCUAUUCAAACACCCAGGUAUCUAAUGCUCUCGGUGCUUUCGUUAUUGGUGUCAUGGGGAAUGUGUACAGCCGUCUCCGCCAUGGACUUGCAGCAGCAGCUAUGUUACCGGCUAUAUUCGUUCUCGUUCCAUCCGGACUCGCUGCGAGCGGCUCUUUGAUUUCUGGAAUUACUUCAGCCGAGGAGAUGACCCGGUCUCCAUAUGCGGUGGUGGCCAAUGGCACGCAGGGCUUUGUUGAUGCAGCGAAGAAUUUAUCUUCCGCCGAGGCACGAAACCAAAGCUAUGGAGUUGUAUUCGACAUCGGGUACGGAAUGGUUCAGGUUGCUAUCGGAACCACGGUGGGGCUCUUUCUCGCUGCCCUGGUUGUCUAUCCCCUGGGCAAGAAGCGCAGUGGACUUUUCAGCUUCUAG
Penicillium macrosclerotiorum is the source of this 2607-nucleotide messenger RNA. Its product is annotated as threonine/serine exporter family protein. The transcript is spliced from 2 exons. The record is from RefSeq and is a predicted model, not a curated record. Gene Ontology annotation, molecular function: transmembrane transporter activity. The coding region runs from base 1 to 2607 and encodes 868 amino acids. Gene Ontology annotation, biological process: transmembrane transport. NCBI's taxonomy places the organism in Eukaryota, Fungi, Ascomycota, Eurotiomycetes, Eurotiales, Aspergillaceae.